Uncinocarpus reesii 1704 is the source of this 939-nucleotide messenger RNA. RefSeq lists its product as uncharacterized. The record is from RefSeq and is a predicted model, not a curated record. Bases 1 to 939 code for a protein of 312 amino acids. Lineage: Eukaryota; Fungi; Ascomycota; Eurotiomycetes; Onygenales; Onygenaceae. The transcript has 2 exons.
AUGGCUCUGCGUAAGAAAUCUAUGGGCGAACUAUUGGCAAAAUACCAGGAGGAAUCCAAGGCAGCAGCCUCGAAAACGGGCACGCCGAAAAUGACCGGGAGCCCCUCUCCAUUCAAAAAAUCGGCAAUGUUCCCGAAGCCAAUGUCCGCCCAGUCGGACAAAGUAUCUAGAAAUUCUGGGAAACGACCGGCAACCAAGGCCACCAAGUUGGCUAAACGAAAAACUGAUGAAAUCCACUCGUCUGACAAGGAAAAUGCACCUUGUCUCGAGUCCAUGAAUAUACCUCUUGCUAACCCGAAGAGACGUGGCAAAGCCGGAGCCCAGGGAGGGACUGCGCGAGUAAUCUCCCAACAUGCACAAGGAAGCGUACUUUCUCCUAAAUCAUCGAACUCGAGGACGUUUCCGCAGUCCCCACUGAAACAAUCACCUGUAAAACCGCAGCCAUACAUAUCACCUUUGAAACCCAGCUACGGGAAUUUAGACGAAAAUACCAAGGCGAAUGCGAGCAGAGGCACUGCUCGCAAGAUCCUUUCUCCGCAAAAUAGCCCAGCAAGUAAGCGUCCAUCCAGCGCUGCGUCAGUGAGAAUGAAAAGAGGUACGGGAGCAAAGUCGGCAAUGGGAGCGCUAGGCACAACGCGAAAGACCAUUUCCCGACCGGCAACCCGGCAACAGCAUACGCGGUCUGCUAGCACAAGCACGACGGCGUCAAAUAUAUCGGUUGGUACUACUAUAGUACGGCCUACUAGGUCCGGUACUACUACUGCCGCGAAGAAGGCGGCUGCAGGCACCGGCACAUCUACUACCAAGAAAACGACAGCGCCAAGGGGUCAAACGGGGACCGCUGCAUCGAACGCAAAGAAGACAGCAGCUGGAACAAGAAGGGGUUUAGCGGCUGAGCAGCCAGCAGCAGGUAGAAGAGUGCUUCGAAAUAGGGCGUGA